AUGCCUAGCAAGCUCACUACUACGUACCCUAACCACGUUACUGUAUCCCCUGCGGCUGCUACAAGAAAGCAGUGUUGGAGUGUUAGGGGUGCAGAGAAGAAAAGAGUCGAAGGAUCGAAGACGGCAGAAGCCAGCAACGAGGUCCAGGGGUGGCGUUGGCCAGGGAGAGUGGUAGCUACACAUGGUGGUUACGGUCAGCGGCUUCUUCAGGCCCCCGGCCGUGGCUAUCAGGUAGUGGAUCUCCCGCAGAUGGUGGAGAUGGUGGCGUGCAUCAUCGUCCUAGCACAUGCACGCAAAGAGACUCCGCCGAUGGGCCAGUGGCGUCACAUGUCGCGCCGUGAAUGGAAGGCACUGCACCCCAACGCCUGGGUACCUCCCCAACGCAGGCGACCACUCGUGCCCGUGACCCCACCACAAGUACGGGCCACGCCGAAGGCAAGCGAAAGGAAGGAGAUCGGGGUCCUCGACCUCGUCCCUACCCAGGUCUCGGGGGCCAUGAGUAGGAGGAUCCACACGAGUGCCAUAGACCUCCAACUUCUGCCACCCUUGCCUACGACACCGCAAGCACCGCCCCAGACGCUCGAGGUCGACGAACAGACCUUUAACCGGGUAAUGUUCGAAAUGUAUUGCGAACGGGUUAUCGCGGGCGUACUGCCGCUCCCGGGAGGUUUCCUGGGGGCUUAUAUCACCCUCAUCACCCCGCCCCCGCCCCCACGGCCGACUCUCGUUCAUCGCCUGGCCCACGGCUAUCACUUCAGCGGCGUGGAGGCACUGGUCCAGCCCUCCAUCUGGGGCCCCAUCGACUUCGUCCUGCCCCCCCUCGCGCAGGACCCAGGGCCCGAGGCGUGCGACGUAUCUGCCCAAGAGACUAACAACAAAAACAGAACACAAACCACUGCACUUGCCGCGUUCAUGAUGGAACGGGAGCCCAAUCGACAAUACCCCCAAUCUGAAACCUAUCGCAAGCUAACAACGAUGUCCUCCGACUCCAUCACCACCCACCCCCAUAACGCGACGGCAUCCCCUGCGACUGCACCGAAGGAGCAGUUGAGAUACUGGGGUGCAGAGAGUACAGAGGAGAAGAGGGUAGAAAACUCGGAGAGGGAAGAAGGUAGCAGCCGUAUACAGCGAUGGGUGGCGUUGGUCAAGGGGGCUGCUCAUGAUGGUCACGGUCGGCGGCAUCCUCAGGGCCGUUGGCUGUGGCCAUCAAGCAGUGGAUCUCUCAUAGGUGGAAGACACGGUGGCGUGCAUCAUGGCCCUAGCGCAUGUGCGCCGAAGACCGAUGUGCGCCUGGGGACAUGCGAGGAGACUCUACCGCCGACGGUCCCACGCCGUCAUUUAAGUCGCAGCGAGUGGAAAAGACUAUACCCAAACGUCAAAGUGCCCCUUCAACACCUUCGGCCGCUCGUGGAGGUAACCCCAACCCAGGUCUGGUCUCAGCCGAAAGUCAAGGAGAUCGGCGUCCUUGACAUGGUCCCCAGCCAGGUGUCGGGGGCGAGGAGGUUCCCCCCAAGCGACGCGGACCGCCAGGCCCUCUUAUCCUUGCCUACGACCGCAACGCCACAGUCUCGGACCAUCGAGGUCAGCGCGGAGACGUUCAACGAGGUCUUAUGGGAACUCCACCGCGAGUGGGUGGCCACGAACCGAUGUGGGGACACUGGGACACUGCUCCGUCUGGGCGCCCGUGGCGGGGAGCCUCGCUUCACCGUCGACCCUGAGGCGACAGUCCGAAUCGCGUGCCAGACGGAGCACGACGCGACGUUUAUUCCUACCCCGCAGCCGUCCUCCAUCGACCAACAGCGCCACGUCAGCGAGUUGGUCUACGAGACCCUCGCAUCGACAUUUCCGGAGGCUGCUCGAGGAGCCUGUCGUCGCCAAGCGGAGCACGCAAAACUCCUCUCGCAGGUCGCGCGCGAGGCCCGAGAUUUCGUAUGCCCGCGUGUCGAGGCGGUGUUGUCUGAGGUCACAACUUCAGGCGACGAUUCGUCGCUGCACGCCACACCACGACCACCUCGUGUCAUGAACGGCACGUCUGACGAGGAGGCGCCGGCAACGCCGAGACCGAGGGCGAGCACUAACGUCGGCGCCCCGACCGAGACUCGUCUUCUUCCACCGAUCCCUGCGCCAGAGCUCAACGUGGACGAAAUGGUCGCCACAAUUGUCGCCAAAGCGUGCGACAUAUCCGCUCCGGAAACCAACAACAAGAAUAAAACGGAAACCACCGAGCUCGCCGCGUUCACGGUGGAACAGGGGCUCAACUCGCCUGUGCCUGGCUUGUCCCAUCCCGACGAGGUGAUUAUGGGCUGGGCGGUGGGUUACCUAUCCCAGAGGAACCUGGAGAACGCGACAUACCAUCGUUUGAGGAUGGCUGUCGACCCGAGCCACCUCGCGGAUGCAUCGGAGGGCGGAGAAGUGAAGUUGCCUGGAGCCGUCGAUAUGUCCAUGUACGAGGCCUACCGCGAGAGGCUGGCGAUGGCGUCCAGCAUCGAGAAGUUGCGGAUCCCGAGGCCGACGGGGGUGAAGUACUGCGUUGACUUCGAGGCAAUGGCGGAUGUGGCGACGAGGUGCGAGGAAGACUUCAUCAGGCCGUAUGUCCCGGGGUACAUGGACGACGGUGAGGUGCGGGAAGAGACGUCGGUUGUGCUGGUUGAAGAGGUCAAGCAUGGACCUGUGGGUGAUUUCAUAUGUAUUUCGGAAUCGGAUACGGACUGGAUGUGA
Molecule: messenger RNA, 2718 nt
Organism: Stereum hirsutum FP-91666 SS1
Lineage: Eukaryota; Fungi; Basidiomycota; Agaricomycetes; Russulales; Stereaceae
Exons: 15
Coding region: 1-2718 (905 amino acids)
Source: RefSeq, a predicted model, not a curated record